CCUCUGGUGGGCCGCUUCAGUGUUGCCAGACAAGCUGGGCCCGUUCCUUGUGGCAAUUACACUCUGAGCUCAGGCCAGAACGUCAUCAUCCAGUCACCGAACUAUCCUAACUUAUAUCCGAUGAACAACGAUUGCACUUGGAACUUCCAGUGUGCAGAUAACACCUCGAACGUAUCGAUGACCUGCUCCAGUUUUAGACUGUCGAGCUGCACUUAUUCGUACAUGACAAUCACUGGACAAGGCCUCAGCAAAAGGUAUUGCGGAACAAAGUCCACUUUCACCGAAGUAAGCGGAAAUGACCAGAUGGCAGUGCGCUUCUUUUCGAGAACACAUAGUAACUACGGCUUCUCCUGCACAGUUAGUUGCUCAGGAACAGCACCAAAUACAACUACAACUACAACUGCAAAUACAACAAUGACUGUGCAAUGCCGUAAGUAUACAUUUUCAGCAGCAUAAUAUUCUUUUAUCUCU
Macrobrachium nipponense is the source of this 471-nucleotide messenger RNA. RefSeq lists its product as uncharacterized. The record is from RefSeq and is a predicted model, not a curated record. Bases 121 to 456 code for a protein of 111 amino acids. The transcript has 5 exons. Lineage: Eukaryota; Metazoa; Arthropoda; Malacostraca; Decapoda; Palaemonidae.